GGUUUUAUCCUCAAAAUGUACCUCCAGAAUUUAAUCUUACUACAUUUGAUGUGGAGGAUAUAAUUCUUGUGACUGGCAAAUUUCAUGUCAUUGAAUAUGUGAAUGAAAAAAAUGAAAAACUCCCGGCCCUAAAAGUUAUUAUGAAUGAUCUUGUACAUUUUGACAUGGAUCUGAAUAACAUUCCCAAGUUUCCAGUCUUAACGAAUAUGACUGCAGUUGUGCAAGAACCUCCAAGAGUUACCAAUGAUGAUGUUAUUAUGAUCAUUGCUAUGACGGAUCAUAAAACUGAUCAACCUAAUCCUAUUAGUUCAUCUGUAAUUAAACCUUUAUCCAAAGAAUCUAAACCAUAUACUCGAACUAAAGACUAUCAUAAAUUAGCAGAUCUGGCAAAAGAAGCAUUGACUAAUUCAAGUGAACCAGAUGCAUCGUUAUCUACAUCCGCUGAUAUUCAACCUGAAUAG
Messenger RNA from Racocetra persica, 461 nucleotides. NCBI's taxonomy places the organism in Eukaryota, Fungi, Glomeromycota, Glomeromycetes, Diversisporales, Gigasporaceae. The record is from the annotation of a GenBank genome assembly.